Molecule: messenger RNA, 1356 nt
Organism: Quercus lobata
Lineage: Eukaryota; Viridiplantae; Streptophyta; Magnoliopsida; Fagales; Fagaceae
Product: sugar transporter ERD6-like 17
Exons: 16
Coding region: 308-1015 (235 amino acids)
Biological process (GO): transmembrane transport
Cellular component (GO): membrane
Molecular function (GO): transmembrane transporter activity
Source: RefSeq, a predicted model, not a curated record
AUAAAUCAGGAAGACGGCCACUUCUUAUGGUCUCUGCUGUUGGAAUGUGCUUAAGUAGCUUCCUUGAAGGCAUGGCAUUCUUCUUUCAGGCUAAUUGUGUGACUUACUCAUUAGGCUUGGGAGGAUUACCUUGUGAUAUAAUGUCAGAGUGCAAGUACUUGUUGAAGUGGUUAACAGGUUAGGGUUCUCUUUCAAAAGGAAAACAAUGCCAUCAGACCCAAUAAUUCAAUUCAGAGGAUGUUGAUUUUCAUUCCAUGAAAAGCCUAGAGGCUAAUCAAGGUUGAUUUUAUGUUCCGGCCUUUCACUAAUGUUUUUCAUUGGAAAUGCUGUUAACUGGCACACCUUGGCUUUAAUUGGUGCCACUCCAUCUCUGUUACAAUUUGUGGGAUUAUUCUUUGUUCCAGAGUCUCCUAGAUGGCUGGCAAAACUUGGUAAAGAAAAAGAGCUUCAAGCUUCGUUACAGCUUCUUAGGGGAAAGAAUGUGGAUAUUUCCCAAGAAGCAGCAGAGAUCGUGGAUUAUACAGAAAACUUUCAACUUCAACAGCACUCAAAAUCUAGCAUUCUAGACUUAUUCCAGAAGAGAUAUGUUCAUUCCCUCAUUGUUGGACUUGGGUUGAUGGCAUUGCAACAAUUUGGAGGGGCCACCACAAUUGCAUAUUAUGCAGGCUCUAUAUUUGUAAAUGCUGGUUUUUCAAGCAGCAUUGGGACUAUAUCAAUGGCAAUUAUCCAGAUUCCGGCUACUGCCUUUAGUGUAGUCUUGACAGAUAAAUUAGGAAGAUGGCCACUUCUUAUGGUCUCUGCUGCUGGAAUGUGCUUAAGUAGCUUCCUUGUAGGCUUGGCAUUCUUCUUUCAGGACCUCCAUUUGUUGAAGGAGCUCACUCCCAUCUUGGUGCUGAUUGGGAUCUUGGUUGAUUGUGUGACUUACUCAUUAGGCAUGGGAGGGUUACCUUGUGUUAUAAUGUCAGAGAUAUUCCCCAUAAAUGUCAAGGGUACAGGUGGAAGCCUUGUGACUUGAGUCAAUUGCUUCUCUGCUUGGAUUGUUUCAUAUUCUUUUAAUUUUAUGGUGGAAUGGAGUACAGCAGGAACAUUUUUCUUCUACUCUGCUAUUUGUGGCUUGACUGUUCUAUUCAUUGCGAAACUGGUACCAGAGACAAAGGGGUACCAGAGACAAAGGGGCGAACUCUGGAAGAAAUACAAGCAUUAAUGAACCAUUUUCUCUAAUUGGAAAAGUUGGGAUGAUAAUGGUGAAGUAAAUGUGGUUUAAAGUGUAUCAAAAUUGGAGAAUUUCUUCCUAAUAGAUGGGAGGAAAAACUAAGCUUAUUAUAAAUAUUUGGUAGAAAUUAGUUUAAAAUUCUA